This is a messenger RNA of Candida tropicalis MYA-3404, 1428 nucleotides long. It is a transcript of the gene SFP1, whose product is annotated as zinc-coordinating transcription factor. The record is from RefSeq and is a predicted model, not a curated record. The transcript has a single exon. Gene Ontology annotation, cellular component: nucleus. NCBI's taxonomy places the organism in Eukaryota, Fungi, Ascomycota, Pichiomycetes, Serinales, Debaryomycetaceae. Bases 1 to 1428 code for a protein of 475 amino acids.
AUGUUUAAUACAAAGAUAUUUGAGAAUAGCAACUCAUCUUCAGGUGGCUCAGCUACUGCUACUGCUACUGCAAUUAAUAUUCCCGAUCAAUCAAACACUGGUGGUAAUGGCAACAGUAAUGGCCAUAUUAGCACACAACAACCAAUAGAUAUCACAUUCAACCAUAGAGCUUCUGUGUUUAAUAACUCGCGAUUUAGACGUGAAUCAGUGGCACAUUCUCAAGGAAUGGGUGGUAUAUCUUGGGGUUCAGUAACAAUAGGGUCUUGGCUUAAAGAUGAAGUUAUGAUGGCAAAUGGUAGUUCUAAUAAUCAAGGCAAUUUUCUUACGCCACAUUAUCAUUCAAAUAAUUCACAGAUGGCUCUGGGGCAACAACUGCAAGCACAACAGCAGUUUCAUAACUAUUCACAACAAACCCAUCAAUCGUCUUCAAAUCAACCAAACCUAAUCAAUCCUAGACGAGGGUCAUUCAGAGCUACUUCUACUCAUCCAAGUAUGUCUCCUCAUUUACAAACUUCAUAUCUACCUGAAUUGGAAGCGGAUUAUUGUAAAGAUUACAAUUGUUGUGGCGAGUUAUUGCCAACUUUGCAUGAUUUAUUAAGACACUAUGAAGAGGCUCAUAUACUGGCAUCUCCACCAACAGAUCAAAGUCACCACAUGUUAAACAAUAAUAGAAGUCGAAACAACUAUAAUAAUAUGCAUAAUGUCAUGGAAACUGUAUCUACAACGGAUGUGUUUUUGAACAAUAACAACAACCACCACAAUAAUCACCAUAGUCAAACAAUACAUCCAAAUGCAGCAAGUAAUAAUUAUAACUUUGCUAAUCAACAAGCCCACCAAAUUCUUCAACAACACGAUCAACAACAACAAGCUCAACAUGCCCAACAACAACAGGCUCAACAACAACAGCAACUUCUACAACAACAACAACAACAGAAGAAUAAUAAUAAUAACAAUAACAAUCAAAAUCAAUCCCCAACGCAAAUUUCAUCACAUCAACAACAACAACAACAACAAUUUCACCAGAAUAGUUUUGGAAGUUCCCAUCAACAAUCACCAAUUGGAUCUCAAGGUGCUGGAGAUGAAGAUACUCCUAUGGAUGAAGAUGACAUGUAUAUUGAUGAUCCAGCACGUCAUUUAUAUGUUGCAGAGAAUGAAGAGAAUAAACCGUUUAAAUGUCCAGUUAUUGGAUGUGAUAAGACUUAUAAGAACCAGAAUGGAUUAAAAUACCAUCGUCAACAUGGACAUCAAGGACAAAAUUUGAGAGAAAACCCAGAUGGAACAUUUUCGAUUAUUGAUCCGGACUCAAAUUGCCCAUACUUGGAUAAUUCAGCUUUGGAAAAGGAUAAACCUUAUAGAUGUGAAGUAUGUGGUAAGAGAUAUAAGAAUCUUAAUGGUUUGAAAUACCAUCGUGGUCAUACUACUCAUUAA